Molecule: messenger RNA, 489 nt
Organism: Empidonax traillii (willow flycatcher)
Lineage: Eukaryota; Metazoa; Chordata; Aves; Passeriformes; Tyrannidae
Gene: CUNH11orf97
Product: chromosome unknown C11orf97 homolog
Exons: 4
Coding region: 10-363 (117 amino acids)
Cellular component (GO): ciliary base
Source: RefSeq, a predicted model, not a curated record
AAUGUGUAUAUGUUGAGCCAUCUAGGAGAGUUAAAGAAAUACUCGAGGAACACCUUCGUUUUCAGGAAGAAGAAUGCAAUGUUAAACAUCCAGCUGCAGGAGCUGAAUACAACUAUUUCGCUGCAUCCAUCUGUCAAUGAAUUAGUUGUCUGCAGUAUUUUGGUCGGAUUGUAUAAUUGGAUGUUACCUUAUAUGUUCUCACGAUUUCUCAAAAGUCUCCCAGUGAAAUUGGCUCUAGAAGGAGUUUGGGACGUGAAAAACAAUUUCUCCAUUAGAAGCCUGAAAGCAGUGUCACAGAACAGAAGCAGUUUACUUUUACAGCCUCAAUUCUACUCAAGACAUGCAAGAAUGAAAAAUUGCUGAACUUUAGUGCUAUGAAGACCUGAGUCUGCUUUGAUGUGUCAAAUCAAACAUCAGAAUGACUAACUACCUUUGGAAAUGUAUAUCUGUACUCCCAGAAUUUUGAAUAAAAUUUUGCUUGAAUAUGGA